Formica exsecta is the source of this 5121-nucleotide messenger RNA. It is a transcript of the gene Cip4, whose product is annotated as formin-binding protein 1-like. NCBI's taxonomy places the organism in Eukaryota, Metazoa, Arthropoda, Insecta, Hymenoptera, Formicidae. The coding region runs from base 373 to 2202 and encodes 609 amino acids. Gene Ontology annotation, biological process: signal transduction. The record is from RefSeq and is a predicted model, not a curated record. The transcript has 11 exons. Gene Ontology annotation, molecular function: protein binding.
CCGCGACCGCGGUCAGUCAGUCCCUGGCGGCGGUGCGGCGGCAGUGGUGGCAACGGAAGCGGUGAGGCAGGUAGUAGUCGGCGGUGGUUACGAGAGAGAGAUCGAGCGGCGACAUGUUGAAGCUGCCCGUGUGAUAUCGUGCGCGUGGCGGGCGAUCUCUACAUCGUGCGCGUUUUCUUUUUUUUCCCUUCCCCCCCGUAGUAACUUCCCCUUCCCCCGCCCGCGGGUGCCUGUGGAUACGAUACGGAUACGGCAGUGGUGUGCAUCGGAAAGUGAUCGAGGGCGAAGGCGCUACGCUACAUGUGAAGUGUCGCCGGGGAAUAUCAUUAUUCGCCAUCGUCGCGCCCGCUGGUUUACCCCGGCCCAGCAAACAUGAGCUGGGGCACGGAGCUCUGGGACCAAUUCGAGAAUCUGUCCCUACACACGCAAAAAGGGAUAGAGUUUCUCGAGAGGUAUGGCCAUUUCAUACGCGAUCGUUGCGCAAUUGAGUUCGAAUAUGCAGCGAAGCUCAGACGUCUCGUGAAGAGCUAUCAACCGAAGAAGAAAGAGGAGGAGGAUUAUCAGUACAGUCCUUGCCGGGCGUUCAAGAUGGAGCUAAACGAGGUGAACGACCAAGCCGGUCAGCGGGAGGUGAUCGCGGAGAACCUCCAGGGUAACGUUCUGCGGGAGCUCAACAUUUUAGUGAAGGACUUCAAAGAAGACCGCAAGAAACAUCUACAGGAGGGCGCGCGGCUGAUGGCCACCCUGGCCGGUCAGAUCGGGAAUCUGGAGCGGGCCAGGAAGGCCUACGAGAAAGCCUUCCGCGAAGCGGAGCGCGCUGUGGAAAAUUAUCAGCGAGCAGACGCGGAUCUCAAUCUCUCAAGAGCAGAAGUCGAGAAACAGAGGAUGAAUAUGACCAUGAAGACCCAGCAGAGCGAGGAGGCGAAAACGGAGUACGCGAAUCAGCUGCAAAAAACGAAUGACAUGCAGACGUUGCACUACCACACGGCGAUGCCGGAAGUGUUUCAGCAUCUUCAGGAGUUGGACGAGAAGAGGAUAAAAAAUAUGCGGAACUACAUGAUGAAGUCAGUGGAAAUCGAGCGGGCGGUAGCGCCAAUAAUCGCUCAGUGCCUGGACGGCAUCGAGAAGGCGGCGAAUGAGAUCAACGAGAAAGAGGACACGAUGCUGGUGAUUGAACGCUACAAGAGCGGCUUUCAGCCGCCCGGGGAUUUCCCCUUCGAGGAUCUAUCGGUCGCUAAGAAUUACGAUAGCAACAGCCAAUUGGCCCAGCCGGUCAUGCAGCCGAUUCACAAUCAUCUUACGGUCAAGGGCACCGUCUCCGGCGGCAAGAUCAAGAAAAGAGUCGGUCUCUUUGGGAUCUUCAGCAGUAAUAAGCAGAAGUUGAUCGAGGUGUGCAUAGCUUUAAAGAAUAAUGUGCCUGGCUAUGGUGACGGCGCGAAGGAGGACUGCAGCGAUCUGCCGCCGAAUCAACGGAAAAAGCGACUGCAGCAACGACUGGACGAGAUCCAGGCGAAGAUCCAGCAGGAAACGGCGGCGAGAGACGGCCUGAUGAAGAUGAAGGGCGUGUACGAACAGAAUCCUGCCCUCGGAGAUCCAAUGAGCAUAGAGGGACAAUUGAACCAGUCCAGCAACAAACUGGACAAACUCGGAGCUGAAUUGACAAAGUUUCAAGGUUACCUCGAGGAAGCGAUGCGUGCUGGCGUCAGUUUGUCUAGCCCAAGCCAGGCAGCGCGAAAAACUGCUACUAACGGUUCGGCGACGAGACCGUUGAGUUCACGAAGGGGUUCACACUCGGGCGGCGAAGAGAGCCUUUCGAGAUCCGCUUCUGAUUCGAGUGUCUGUAACGCGAACGCAAAUCAACCGGUUCACAAGAAGAGCGCACCAGGCACACCACAACCGACUCAUGGUUCCACGAAUAGCCCGGAAUCUGGUCUCGGCGAAUCGAGAACGUCGCUACCCGGCAGCGGUUGCGAGGAAUAUUACCACGACGAGGUAGAUGCUCAACCGCCACUGGGAACAUGUCGGGCGCUUUAUCCUUUCGACGCGACUAGCGAGGGUUCCAUACCGAUGUACGACGGCGAGGAGCUCUAUAUGAUCGAGUUGGACCAGGGAGACGGAUGGACUAGAGUGCGACGCAUUUCGCAGCCAAUCGAAGGCUUCGUGCCGACCUCAUACAUAGAGUGUCACCUGUACAACACUUAGCCACUUCUCCUAAGUUGUUAAAGGAAUUACGCAACGCGAAACUAUUACGAAGGAGAUUAUUAACGAAGGCGCGCGCGCGCACGCGUUCAGUGCCGUCAAAGACUCGAGGGUCUGUGUUGGUCAAAUUGGCACGGGAUACGAGGACGUCAACAGCGGAUCGCAGGCCUAAUCGAUAGACGAAUAAAAAGGAAAGAUUGAAGGAUUCUUAAAUUUGAGAAAAAAUAUGUAUUCAAGGACUCGCAAAUUUUGGAAUUGAAACGUGGGAGUCAAAUAUCGUGGAUGUUUGCAAACAAGUAUGACGUCGACGAGAAAGAUAUUUCAGUGAAUCGCGGCCCAAGAUUUGCGAUCUGAUAGAACCCCAGGAUCCGCCGAAACGAAUUAUCACGUGCCAAUGUUCUUGGCAAAAUCACGGCCGAAUGUUGCAUAAAUUACCUUCAACAUAGUUUUUUUUUCGAGGAUUCCUAUUCGAUCGAUCGAUCGACCGAUCGAUCGGAAAGGAACGAAAGAACGAUAUGAUGCGAACAAAUACGCCCCGCUUUGUGAUCAAUCAAUCUAAGCGCAAUAACGUUAGAAUCGUGCUCAUUCUCGGGCUUUAUAGGUUUUUAAGAAAAAAUUUCGCCCUUAUCCGGAUUUAUUUAGGAUGCCGCGGCCCUUUCUCAUGUGUGUACGAAGCUAUUAAUAAUAAUAGUUUGUUAAAUAAUAAUUAUACUCUAGCGACUAUUUGUUGAAUAGGUAGGUUUAUUGAUAGCGAAUGUAUUAUUUAAAGUUACUCUCGUCCUGAUCGUGCGACUUCAUCAUGAGGGAUCGCGGCGGCUCUUCAGCCUUUCCCGAAUUUAGAAAUUCUAAAUUGAUAUUAAUGGCUGUUAACUAUUAAUUAAUAAUUACGAAUGCUUAAAUAUCGCGCGUGAAUACGCCUAUAUUAUUAUUUAUCGCGGGAAGAAACUUUGCGCGCGAGAAGGGCCGCGAUGGCUCUGCAUCUCUUUACGCUCGGUUCAGACGUGUCAAAGUUAUUAAUUAACGAUAUAAUAAUUAUUAUUAUUAAUCUCGAAAGUUUUUAUUUAGAAAUACUGUAUCUCGCGCAGACUGUGUACUACGUUUUACUGUGUAAAUAAAUCUUUUUUUUUUUUAAUUUUAAAAUAAUAGUCUUGUACGAAGGGCUUGCGGUGGCCCCAAAGUCAAUUUACGGCAGGAAACAGAAUCCAGGUAAGGGUCGAAUUUAUAUAUCUGUAUGAUAGCGUUAUGUUCAAUCAUAUAUAAAUUCAGUUGUACACCAUUGUGAGACUGCUCAAUCCUUGAGCAGAUGCACGAGUGGAAUUAAGUGAGUAAAACAACUUAAUUAUUAGAUUAUUUUAUUUAAAAUCGCUAAUGAAUCGACCGAGUGACGAAAAUUAUAUAGUGCAAUAUUCUGGUUAGAGACUAUAAAAGACGACUUCUCUAUCUGAACUGAAAACACUUAUGAUAGUUUUCGGAUAUCGCUUCAGUCAAUUGGCGGCUGCUUGAAGAUUAAAUCGCCAAGUCUUCUGAAGAUGGUCUCUUCAAUGUCAAUGGACGAUCGCGACUUUUCGAGACGUCGUGUUCCCUUUUCAUGUAGCUAUACACGAGCGAAACAUUUAACAACCUCGUUAAAGAAAGUAACCGUCUUAGUAAUAAUAAUUGCGCGUCUCGCCUACUCGUCACUCGUAAAUUAAUCAUGACUAUUGUAACCGUUGUUGCACCGAGAGAAGUGUUUUAUCAUUCUUUUCAUCGUAAGAGACAACCAACUGUUUCACGACUCACUGUCACACUGAAGGAACACGAGAUUGAUCUUCGCUCAAGUUUCGUCAUAGCCGUGCGAGCUAAGCAAAACUGAGAAAUCUACUCGUAAUCAAAAUUUCCAAGAAUUCACGUAAGGAGAAUUAUGAAAGAAGUUUUCGAAAUUGUGAUAUCAGAGGAAUUUAAGAAUGGUAAAAGUAAUAAAAGCCAACAUUCAUAUAAUAAAUGAAAUUCUAUGAAAUAAACGAUUUAUAUAAUCGCAAUAUCUCCAUAUGUAUCUCUAAUUUUGAAAUCAGGAUUUCUGAAAGAUUUUCGGUUCAACGAUACGUGAAUUUAUGACUGAGAAUCUAGAAUUUGAGAUACCUAUAAGAAAUAAAAGAUUAAAUUUAGAUAUCUAAAAUACGCCAGAAUUUACGAAAUUGGGAUUUUUUAAAGAAUCUUCUUGAUAAGAUUCGUCAAUUCAUAAAUCUUUGAAUUCAAACAUCUAUAGAUGGAAGAUUGACUGAUUUAAAAGCAUGUAUAACCGAAAACCAACGAAAAAAGACGUUUGAGACGUAUAACAUUGAUUUAGCGAAAAGUGGGUCGUCCCAGUAGAUCGAUAAUAUACCGCGUUUAAAAAAUUGCCUGAAUGUGAAUUUAAUUAGCGAUAGAUUUAUGUAAAUAUCGCCAGGGAUAUAUGGAAGCGCGAGAGAACGAGAGUGCUAGAAUCGACAUUAAAGCGGACGGGGGAGGGCUUCGUUUCUGUUGCGAACAGAGAUCGAAGACUCCAGGUAUAUUGCAGCUGAUGUGUGUUUGUUACAAUUCUAUAAAAUUAUUUUUAAAAAAUUGUCGUUUGCAAAAACUAUAGCGACAAAUUGACGCAAUUUUAUAAUAUUUUGGAUUAUCGAAGGAUAUAAUAUCACGUCAACUUGUCGUUCUAUCGUUAUUACGACAUUUCUUUACCAUAUCAGAUACUGCCGAAGUGGAAUAGAGUAUCUGUAAAAGAAAACUGAACCUUGAGAUUUAUCCUGGAGAUGUUAUCCUCGAGAAGAAAGUUGCAAAGAAUGUGCGAUUGCGAGAACUUGUCCUAAUUUUACGAAAUCCGGGGAAUCGUAUAGCCGUAUUUUCUCGCGCAUUUUGAAUGUACAUGUAUAUAUUAUAUAUAUAUAAAUAUUAUAUUUGAUCAUC